Molecule: messenger RNA, 2044 nt
Organism: Urocitellus parryii (Arctic ground squirrel)
Lineage: Eukaryota; Metazoa; Chordata; Mammalia; Rodentia; Sciuridae
Gene: Cct6a
Product: chaperonin containing TCP1 subunit 6A
Biological process (GO): protein folding
Molecular function (GO): ATP binding; ATP hydrolysis activity; ATP-dependent protein folding chaperone
Source: RefSeq, a predicted model, not a curated record
GGUGCGUCCGCACGCUGGGGGCGGGUCCGGCGCACCCGACUUUUCCAGAAGCUGGUGAGAGCGCCGCCCGGCCACGCGCUGCCGGCUCAGGUUCCGUGCGCGCCCCCUCUUCUUUUCUCCGGACAGCUAUGGCGGCCGUGAAGACUCUGAACCCGAAGGCCGAGGUGGCCCGCGCGCAGGCGGCGCUGGCGGUGAACAUCAGCGCUGCCCGCGGGCUGCAGGACGUGCUGCGGACCAACCUGGGGCCCAAGGGCACCAUGAAGAUGCUUGUGUCUGGCGCUGGGGACAUCAAGCUCACCAAGGACGGCAACGUGCUACUGCACGAAAUGCAAAUUCAGCACCCAACAGCCUCCUUGAUAGCAAAAGUAGCAACAGCCCAGGAUGACAUCACUGGGGAUGGCACCACUUCCAAUGUCCUUAUCAUUGGAGAGCUGCUCAAACAGGCAGACCUCUACAUUUCUGAGGGUCUUCAUCCUAGAAUAAUCACUGAAGGUUUCGAAGCUGCAAAGGAAAAGGCCCUUCAGUUUUUGGAACAAAUCAAAGUAAGCAGAGAGAUGGACAGGGAGACACUCAUAGAUGUGGCCAGAACGUCUCUCCGUACCAAAGUUCAUGCUGAACUUGCAGACAUCCUGACAGAGGCUGUAGUGGACUCCAUUUUGGCCAUUAAAAAAAAAGAUGAGCCUAUUGACCUGUUCAUGGUUGAAAUCAUGGAGAUGAAACAUAAAUCUGAAACUGACACAAGCUUAAUCAGAGGGCUUGUUUUGGACCAUGGGGCCCGCCACCCUGACAUGAAGAAGAGAGUGGAAAACGCAUACAUUCUCACAUGCAAUGUGUCGCUGGAGUAUGAAAAAACAGAAGUGAAUUCUGGCUUUUUUUACAAGAGUGCAGAAGAGAGAGAGAAACUAGUAAAAGCUGAAAGAAAAUUUAUUGAAGAUAGAGUGAAAAAAAUAGUAGAACUGAAAAAGAAAGUCUGUGGUGAUUCAGAUAAAGGUUUUGUUGUUAUCAAUCAGAAGGGAAUUGACCCCUUUUCUUUGGAUGCUCUUGCAAAAGAAGGCAUAGUAGCUCUGCGCAGAGCUAAACGGAGAAAUAUGGAAAGGCUGACUCUUGCUUGUGGUGGGGUGGCUCUGAAUUCUCUUGAUGACCUCAGUCCUGACUGCCUGGGCUAUGCAGGACUUGUCUAUGAGUAUACCUUGGGAGAAGAGAAGUUCACCUUUAUUGAGAAAUGUAACAAUCCCCGUUCUGUCACAUUAUUAGUCAAAGGACCAAAUAAGCACACACUCACUCAGAUCAAAGAUGCUAUACGCGAUGGCUUAAGGGCAGUCAAAAAUGCACUCGAUGAUGGCUGUGUGGUUCCAGGUGCUGGUGCAGUGGAGGUGGCCAUGGCAGAAGCCCUGAUUAAGUAUAAGCCCAGUGUGAAAGGCAGGGCCCAACUUGGAGUCCAGGCGUUUGCUGAUGCAUUGCUCAUUAUUCCCAAGGUUCUUGCUCAGAACUCUGGUUUUGACCUUCAAGAAACACUAGUUAAGAUUCGAGCAGAACAUUCAGAAUCGGGUCAGCUUGUAGGCGUGGACCUGAACACAGGUGAGCCAAUGGUUGCAGCAGAAGUGGGCGUAUGGGAUAACUACUGUGUGAAGAAACAGCUUCUUCACUCCUGCACUGUGAUUGCCACCAACAUUCUCCUGGUUGAUGAGAUCAUGCGAGCUGGAAUGUCCUCUCUAAAAGGUUGAAUUUAAGCCACUCUUGUGUCAUCUGAAUCUUGAAGACUAUGGAAUGAUCCUGAGGGAUAUAGUGGUGGAUUUUUGUACCAGCCUCAAAUGAUUGUUAAAGGAAUUUUCUUCUCCCCUAUGAAAAAAAAAAAAAGAUUGGUCACAUAUUYAAAUUAUGGUGUGAAAUUAUAAUUACAGUAUUUUUAAAAUUGCACUGAGUGUACAUGCAUAAAGCAGGUCCUUUUUACCCAGUGAACAGGAUGUUUUGUUUAUUACAGUGACAUAAAAUUACAUGUCAGAUAAGCACGUCAUCUGCCUUAUUAAAUAUUCCUUGAAAAACA